CACGAAGGGUAGGCACAGGAAUUUCUCGGUUCCGGUAGCAGAUGCUAGAAACGUCAACCGCCAAACUUGCGAAAGAUUCGUGGUCUGCUUUCGUUUUGGUACAGAAAUUAUAAUUCGGAGUUUGGUGGUUGUAUGAGAGAGCGGACUUAGGUUGCCGAAGGCGAUGGGGAGGGUAUUUCUGGUGGACCUUGACGGCAGGACUUACCGAUGCAAAUUCUGCGAGAGCGCUCUUGCUCUCGUCGACGACGUCAUCUCUAGGUUUUUCAGUUGCAAUCAAGGGAGGGCAUUCCUUGUCGGCAAUGUGGUAAAUAUAACACUUGGACCCCAAGAAGAGAGGCUUAUGAUUUCUGGUAUGCAUACUGUAGAAGACAUCUUUUGCUGCUGCUGCGGACAAUAUGUUGGUUGGAAAUAUGUGGAAGCAAGUGACAAGAGCCAAAAAUACAAGGAGGGGAAGUUUGUUCUUGAAAGAUGGAGGAUAGUUGAAGACGCCACCGAGGGAUUCAGUAUGGACGCCUGCGCUGGUUCAAGUGACACAGAAAAUCCUUAGAAAGUUAUUAUUAUUAUUACUACUAAAAAAACCAAAUAUUCAACUAUAGAGUAGAUAGCAAUAUGACAUUGCCAGUCUCUCAUUGCUAGAUUCAAGUCAUGGCAAUGCUAGAUCUUCUCUUGUAUUUAUGCCCUAGCUAGUUUUUGUAAUGAUUUUAUCUUAAAAGAGUUAUAGACAACAUGUCUUCAAACUAAA
Molecule: messenger RNA, 742 nt
Organism: Carya illinoinensis
Lineage: Eukaryota; Viridiplantae; Streptophyta; Magnoliopsida; Fagales; Juglandaceae
Product: protein yippee-like At5g53940
Exons: 5
Coding region: 164-547 (127 amino acids)
Cellular component (GO): ubiquitin ligase complex
Source: RefSeq, a predicted model, not a curated record